AUGAGCACAGCAGAUACCCUGAAGUGUGGCUCCAACCACUCAUUGCUUAGCGUCAAUUCUCGAACAAGAGCUCAACUAAUGAGAGACAACAAACUGAAAAGAGAUAGUUUCCGAGUGGGUCAAAGAGAAAGCAUUCAAGGAGCACUGGCGGGCAUUCUUGGUGAUAGCAUCAACGAUGACUGGAGUGUUGACGGCGAAAGCUUUUGCAGUCGCCAAAGUGCUCCAGCUCCGGCGUCCACCACCAAAGCGAUGAGAUACGGAAGGCGCUGUUCCAUCACCAAGUUCUCUCUCGAACCACCACCAGCGGUUCCUACAAGUGUGGAAGCCCGCCACAACCUCGGCCGGAGCGACCAUUCCGAUGAUGAAGUAAGUGUCUGCAGUCAACUAAGCGACACCAGUCGAAGAAGUGAAACCAAGAAUAAGAGAUAUGGAAGACGGUGUUCCAUCACCAAGUAUUCUCUUGCGGAACAAGAUAGCCACAGCCAACAGGAGGAUUUUGAAACAUCCUCUGUCCAUUCGGGCACCUCUCAUUCAUCCUUCCCCGAGACACCUGUGCAUUGCUCCACGAUUGAUAGUCUUCCUCUUCCAAUGAAGAAUAGACGAAAGUCCAAAAAAACAAGGGACUCGAUCAGCAAGUACAGCAAUCACGAUUCCAUGAAGGGUGAUAUUCUAGCGGCAUCAAUGCACACGGGCGACAAUAAGAAGAUGAAGAAGCGGUCAUCCAAACUGGAGAAAAAGACUGAUAACAAGACCUCCUCGCUCGCUAGCCCUGACUCACCAAGCACAGUGGCGUCAUCAGAAGCUACCACCACCAAGAAGAAGAAGAAGAAGAAGAAAAAGAAGGAGUUGAAGCUCCACAAGGAGAAACCAUCCGAGAGCGAUUGUGCUUCCGUUUCAUCAUCCACUGUCAAAAGUGUGACCUCCGAGAAGCGAAGACAAAAGCGUCGUUGCUCGGUUACCAAGUACAAUCUGGAAGUGGAAGACCAAAUGAACACUAGCUUUUCGGGACCCAUUCCUCCUCCAGCAGCAGCAGCAGCAGCCGUUAUUGCACCCCCAUCGUCUCCCACCAAGGCGACUGACGAAAAGGCUCCAGCCAGCCCUGCCAAGAGUCCUCCACGACGUCACUGCCAACGAAGAACCUCGGUGACUGCCUACACACCCGGCAUUAUGGAUGCCGCGGAAAAAUCACCAGGGGCCUUGAGCAAGCGCCCUUCCAUUAUUUCCGCACCCAAAACGAAAAUGGAAAAGGAGACCAAUAAGUCCCCGGGCCGGCAAGGCCGACGCAAUUCCAUCACCAAGUACAGUUUGGAAAAGUCAAAGCCUCAGAACUUUCCAGCAGCUGCUUGA
Molecule: messenger RNA, 1347 nt
Organism: Cylindrotheca closterium
Lineage: Eukaryota; Bacillariophyta; Bacillariophyceae; Bacillariales; Bacillariaceae
Source: the annotation of a GenBank genome assembly